AUGGCACCACAAGGCGUCGUUGCCAUCGCGCAGGCUUUCCUGGACGCGGCAAACAACAAAAACUGGGAGGAGGUACAAAAUCAUCUCCACCCGGACGCGACGGUGACCUAUAACAGAAACCAAGAGAGCAGAGAUGACUUCGUCAAACGGCUCACUGCAGCAGCCGAGAAGGGCGACCAGCUUACCGCAGACACCUGGACCGUUGACGAGGCCGCCCAGUCUCUUGGUGCCCGUCUGGUCAUCAGCAGCGUCAACAGCGCCGAAGGGGGAGCACCCUCUCAAGUCUGGGACCUGAUUCUUAUCUUCUUCAAAGACGGCAAGAUCUCCCGGUUCUACCAGGUCGCCUCACAGUUCAGCCGGGGCCAUGCUGGUCCCUGCGCGCCGGCGGUCACCUCCAAGCCGUCAGAGAACCCGCUGUCGGCGAGCGAGUUCCGCAAACUGUACCCGAAGUAUAUCCACACAGUUGACCACGGCGACAUUGCCACGGACAUGCCACAGUACUGGACCGAUCCUUCCUCGACGAACGGGCUCCCGCUGUCCAUGGAAAAGAACAUUGGAUUCCUGGUCAGCUUUGUUAAGCCUCUGAAAGCCGGCCUCGAACACAAGAUUGAGGAAGUAAUUAUCGAUGCAGAGAGGCAGCAGAUCGCCGCCCGGGUUGUCCUCGAGGGGGUGCCAGAGGACAAGAGGGUUCAAAUGAACGGCCCCGGAGAGAAGGCCAAGAUUUAUGAAACCGCACUGUAUGGCUACGAGGAGGGCAAGAUCGCUUGGAUUUGGACUGCGUGGGAUUUUCAUAUCGAGCUGCCGGCAGGGCCGCCAGGGAACGGCGGUGGUCAUUGA
Molecule: messenger RNA, 837 nt
Organism: Colletotrichum spaethianum
Lineage: Eukaryota; Fungi; Ascomycota; Sordariomycetes; Glomerellales; Glomerellaceae
Exons: 1
Coding region: 1-837 (278 amino acids)
Source: RefSeq, a predicted model, not a curated record